Messenger RNA from Solanum stenotomum, 1088 nucleotides. RefSeq names its product alpha-crystallin domain-containing protein 22.3-like. The transcript is spliced from 3 exons. The record is from RefSeq and is a predicted model, not a curated record. The coding region runs from base 448 to 861 and encodes 137 amino acids. NCBI's taxonomy places the organism in Eukaryota, Viridiplantae, Streptophyta, Magnoliopsida, Solanales, Solanaceae. Gene Ontology annotation, cellular component: nucleus.
AAGAGGCUAUCUUCUUCAGGAUGUUGUUAGAAGAAAAUAAAUGAGAAGUAGAAAUGGAUUUGCUGUAUGGAGAAAUGCAAAAAUGAAUUUGAGGAGUCCUACUAGAUUUUGUUUUACCUAGAAAAGUAGUAUUGGCAUUUUGUAUUUUUAUGUCAUGUGCAAAGAAAGAUACAUGACAGAUUCAAACAGUCAAAGGGAAGCAGAGAUGUGUAUUUUCAUCUCAAGGUUGAUUUGUAAUGUCAGUCCUAGCUGGAACACCUGCUUUCACAUGCCCUCAUCAGCUGCUGUAAGGAUAAGAGCACACUCACUUGACACUCUUCUUUGUGUGAAUUCUACUAGGUAUGUUCUGCUCAGCUGCUAUAAGAGUAAGGGCACGCUCACUUGACACUCUUCUUUGUGUGAAUUCUACUAGGAAGAAAUUUCGAAGGAAACACUGGAAACUUGAAUAUGAUUAUCGCAUAUCCAUUUACAUUCAACGCACAUGUCAUACGGACUGGAGCAGCCCGAGAGGGGAGAGAAGGAGAUUCUAAUGAUACAGUGACUAUCACUAUAACUGCAAUUUCAUACAAGUUUGAGGUUGUCCUACCGGCUGUUGCAAGAAACCUUGGCAAUUUGUCAGUUGUUGUUCUUCCUAAUGGGAAUGUCAAGGUAGAAGGGAUUGUAAGAGCUGGGGAAAGAACAAGCAGUGCGGCGCCAACUGUAUGCAACAGAAGAACUCGACGGAUAUUUCCUCUAGGUCACUUCACCAUCAAUUUCACCUUGCCAGGACCUGCUGAUCCCACAAUUGUAAGGGCCAAGUUAGACUCAAAUGGUGUUUUGAAAGGAACUGCGUUUAAACGUUGGAUUGGUAGGUCUGGUUAAAUUGAUGAGCUGCCCAAGUCGUCUGAUUAAUUGGACAUGGUUAGCUUGUAAUCUUAAUUAAAACCAUCUUCCUACUCUGGAGAAUCUUUAGUAUUAUGACACUGAAAUUCUGUCUGUAUUUUCCUUUCUUACAUCAAUAUCUUUCACAGCAGAGACUACCUGAUAUUGCAACAUUAUUCAGCCAGUUUCUGUCGCAUUUUAUAUGGUGUAAACUUUUUUUGUUAUGU